AUGUUAUUGAAAUCGACGACAACUCUUCCCGAUGAAAUCGAGGAUAAAGUGGAGAAUUUAGACGACGACGAUAACGAGGUGCUCAAGGCAGUGAAUAAAAUCUACAGCCGCCGUAGGUUCAUCAUUACCGAUGAGGAUGCGGAUGAUUCAUCUACUAUACCAGGAAUAUCAAUGAACCCGAUUAUUGCAAUUGCUCAGGCGAAGAAACGACGGGAGGUUUCGGGCUUUGACGAUGAGGAAGAGUAUGAUGAAGAGAAUGAUGAAAUCAAUGUUGUUGCCAAGGCUUUGCAUAAGUGUGGGGACUCAGAUUUUAAGCCAGUGUUGAAGCCUUAUCAGCUAGUAGGAAUCAAUCUCCUUUCUCUGUUAUACAGAAAGAAAAUUGGAGGAGCAAUACUGACAGUUGUUGCACUGCCAAUGGAUGAGAAACGUGCCACUGCCUUUGGUCUCAUGACGAUUGGUGUAGAAGGAAGGAUUAUUGAAUUUGUAGAGAAACCAAAAGGAGAGCUGUUGAUAGCUAUGAAGGUUGAUAUCACUAUUUUAGGUCUUGAUGAUAAAAGAGCUAAAGAGAUGCCUUAUAUAUUACCUCCAUGCAUAAGGUCGAUAACUGUUUUUGUGGUGGUUAACCUACUUCGACAAAAGUUCCCUGGAGCAAAUGAUUUUGGAAGUGAAGUUAUUCCUGGUGCAACAUCCAUUGGAUUGAGAGUUCAAGCUUAUUUGUUUGAUGGCUACUGGGAAGAUACUGGUACAAUUGAAGCCUUCUAUAAUGCCAAUUUGGGAAUCACAAAGGAACCUGUACCAGAUUUCAACUUCUAUUACCGAUCAGCUGCCAUUUACACUCAGCCUCUAUAUUUACCUCCUAAAAUGCUUGAUGUCGAUGUCAUAGACAGUGUUAUUGGUGAAGAUUGUGUAAUCAGAAACUUUAAAAUUCACCAUUCUAUGGUUGGACUUAGAUCAUGCAUAUCGAAGGGAGCAAUUAUAAAAGAUGCAUUAUUGAUGGGAGCAUAUUACUAUGAGCCGGAUGCUGACUAG
Molecule: messenger RNA, 1029 nt
Organism: Ipomoea triloba (trilobed morning glory)
Lineage: Eukaryota; Viridiplantae; Streptophyta; Magnoliopsida; Solanales; Convolvulaceae
Product: glucose-1-phosphate adenylyltransferase small subunit, chloroplastic/amyloplastic-like
Exons: 4
Coding region: 1-1029 (342 amino acids)
Biological process (GO): glycogen biosynthetic process
Molecular function (GO): glucose-1-phosphate adenylyltransferase activity
Source: RefSeq, a predicted model, not a curated record